CUCCCCCUGCCCCGAGACCCCCACAGUCGCCGCCGCCGCCUCCUUCGAGCGGGGCCCAGGCCCAGCCGCCGCCACCGCUGCCGCCGCCGAGCUCCGCCGCCUCCGCCGCCGAGCACCAUGGGAGACGCCGGGAGCGAGCGCAGCAAAGCGCCCAGCCUGCCGCCCCGCUGUCCCUGCGGCUUCUGGGGGUCCAGCAAGACUAUGAACCUCUGUUCCAAAUGCUUUGCUGAUUUUCAAAAGAAACAACCAGACGAUGAUUCCGCUCCAAGUACAAGUAACAGCCAAUCAGAUUUGUUUUCCGAAGAGACCACCAGUGACAACAACAAUACCUCUAUAACCACGCCAACUCUUAGUCCCAGCCAGCAGCCGCUUCCGACAGAACUGAAUGUAACUUCACCAAGUAAAGAGGAGUGUGGGCCAUGCACAGACACAGCUCAUGUCUCGUUAAUCACACCAACCAAAAGAUCCUGUGGUACAGAUUCACAGUCUGAGAAUGAGGCUUCGCCAGUGAAACGGCCACGACUACUGGAGAACACUGAACGAUCCGAGGAAACCAGCCGAUCUAAACAGAAGAGUCGACGUCGGUGCUUCCAGUGCCAAACCAAACUGGAGCUGGUGCAGCAGGAAUUGGGAUCGUGCCGCUGUGGUUACGUGUUCUGUAUGUUACAUCGCCUCCCCGAGCAGCAUGACUGUACGUUUGACCACAUGGGCCGAGGCCGAGAGGAAGCCAUCAUGAAAAUGGUGAAACUGGACCGGAAAGUGGGGCGCUCCUGCCAGCGCAUUGGGGAGGGGUGUUCGUGAAGGCCGGCACGGCCGCCCAUGACGCUGUUCUUAGUUCACUGAUGUUAGCCUUAUUUAGGACAGAGUCAGCCAGACACCUUUACUGGGCACGCGUCAGACCACAGCCAGUCCGUUUCCUUCCUUUAGCCAGCCAUCCUGGUACUGUAGUUUAGGGGUUGAUGGUGGUUGAAAUUGAUUUCUGGCUGGUUACUAAGGUGCCUGCUAGCCAUUGUAUAAAAUUAAAACAUGAAGAAUAUUUUUUUGAGCAUGGCUAGUGGAUUUAAAACAACACACACCUGUCACUGCUGGAGUCAAACUUACAAAAAGCCUUAAGCGGAAAGGGUUCCAGGCGGAGACUCUGAGUUAGUCGAGGAGUAGAAGCUGGUGUUCAGUCCCCACACCGCACACGGCUCUGCCAAAACUCUGGUUCAUGUCGGCCUUUCACCUCCUCACUUAUCCUUAGUCCCAGCAGCAGGUUGCCUGGUGGCCACGCUGCCUUGGCCACAGGAGGCUGCUGAGAUCUGCCACGUGGCUGGGCUGGGUGGUGGCCUCACUCUCCCACCGAGCACAUUGGGUGGGGGAGCAGGUUCUUAGGAAAAUCUUCACAAAAUUUUUUACCUGACUUGUUAUGAAAAAACUCAUCACAUGAGAAGAGAAACAGUAACCUCACUUUGAAAAUUAGCUCCACUCAAGUCUAGUCCAUCCACGAGAACCACCUUUCUACACAAGACGCAGGCACGAGAGGCCGCCGGGGCCACCCGACCCCCUGGCUCUGGUUUGCCACUUGCCAAGUACAGGGUCUGGCAGUUGAUCACAUGAGGCUGAUUGCAGCGCAGCAGUGAGGCUGGGUCCUCAUCGGCCUCUGCAGCCAGAGUUCUAUAUUGGGGGUUUUUAAAAUGACGUUUCAUAGCCCACAGGAGCCCCUGGGAAGCUGCUGCCCAGACUCUGCCCCUUCCAGCAGGAGCCUGCUUGGCCCCAGGGGUCAAGGAGAGGAUGGCCUCGCCCCGUCUGCAGCCCUGUCGUCCAGGGACAACAGUCCACACCUGCCACACAGCAGGGUGAGGGAGGCAGCGUGUGCCGCGGGGGCAGCGGUGUGUUGUGUACAGCUGUGGUUCUUGGCCGGGGCCAGGCUCCGAGGGAGACAUUGGCUCAGCAGGUAGGGGCACCUUGCUCAGCCUGUGCCUCGUCACAUGGGCAGACAGGAGUGCAGUAGCCCGGGCGGGUGGGGAAGCAGGUGGGCCUGUUUUCCCACGUUAGGAAUCAUACCAGCUGGGUGCGGGGAGGGUGGCAGACAGGAUAAGCCAAGCAGGUGUGCGUGGCCCAGAGCCCCUGUCAUCCAGGCGGUGGGAGCCGAACGCUCCUGCAGGGGCAGUUUGGAUCUGUCCACCCGCAGGCUAUGGGAACAGUUUAACGCAGCAACUUGCCCUUUCAUACCACAAGCAGGUCAGCUCUGUCUGCCAAGUAAUACCUGCAACUGGGAAUGUUCUUUGGUCCAGAAUCCGAAAUAGGAAAUCAUGCUCUUCCCAACCUCCCCCCACCCCACCCACCCCACCCCAACCAGAGUGGAAUCCGCUGCAAAAUCUCCAGCCUUAAUUCUUGCUUCAGGACCCAGACCGGUGUCUUGCUCUAGGGCAGCCCAGGGCAGAGGGGCCGGGUCUGCCCACGUUUACCACUGUUGUCAAGCCACGGCCUCCGGCCAGUCCCGCCAUCCUCAGUGAGCUGGCCGCCUCGGCCCCACCACGCUCUGCUCCCUCAGAGGCCCCGAGCCCCCCUCCCUCCUCAGGCCCCACCCGCUGCUGCUCGGAGGCAGCGAUGGGGAGCCCAGCACACAGGCUCGGCCUCACUUCCUGGUGGCAGAGCGGGGGCGGGGCGGGGGGCGCUUGUUCCCUGCAGUAUCUGUUCUGUGAAGUUUGUUAAAUGUAAGGAAAGCUUAAAUUCUUGUAUCUUUAAAGAGAAAUCUUAUUUAACCCUUUUGUGUUCUAGAUUUACUUACACAGCCUAGAGCUCGGUUUUAGUUUUAACAUUGUGAAAAUAUUAAAAGACUCUUGUAACUUUAUUCUUUUUUCUCCUGCUGAAAAAAUUAAACCAGUCGUACGAAA
This is a messenger RNA of Myotis myotis, 2879 nucleotides long. It is a transcript of the gene ZFAND3, whose product is annotated as zinc finger AN1-type containing 3. Gene Ontology annotation, molecular function: DNA binding; zinc ion binding. The coding region runs from base 118 to 801 and encodes 227 amino acids. NCBI's taxonomy places the organism in Eukaryota, Metazoa, Chordata, Mammalia, Chiroptera, Vespertilionidae. The transcript is spliced from 6 exons. The record is from RefSeq and is a predicted model, not a curated record.